Molecule: messenger RNA, 1071 nt
Organism: Bombus pyrosoma
Lineage: Eukaryota; Metazoa; Arthropoda; Insecta; Hymenoptera; Apidae
Product: zinc finger protein 557-like
Exons: 1
Coding region: 1-1071 (356 amino acids)
Biological process (GO): regulation of transcription by RNA polymerase II
Cellular component (GO): nucleus
Molecular function (GO): DNA-binding transcription factor activity, RNA polymerase II-specific; RNA polymerase II transcription regulatory region sequence-specific DNA binding
Source: RefSeq, a predicted model, not a curated record
AUGAAGGAACCGCCACCGGGUUCCACCGAAGAAAAGAAGGCUCAACCAGCAAAAGAAGAUGACGUUCAUUCAACAAAGACAAAUCAGACAGAAGAAAAAAUAAAAGACGAUUCAAGUAGCAACGAUUCCUUCGAAGAUCUCGACGACGCCCCCUUGGACUUCCGAAAGAGAGAACAGGAGCAAGAACAGGAAAAAAAUAAAUCUGUGAAACCAAUACUCCCCAAGAAGAAAGUACACACGUGCGAGAUCUGUUACGCGACUUUCGAUCGUAAAAGUAAACAUACACGGCACAUGUUCAAGCACAGUAACUCGAGACCUCAUAAGUGUCCUAUUUGCGCGAAAGGAUUCAAAACCACAGCUCAUCUAAGCAGGCACAUGGAGGUUCACGAUGAACCGGUAAACCUACAUGCAUGUAGUCUGUGUGACUUCAAAGCACGCACCAAGCCUUAUCUGAAGAUCCAUUAUAUUAGAAAACACACAGAAGACUACAACUAUAAAUGUGAACAAUGUGGAAAGAUGUUUAAGGUACAAUCAGAUUAUACGACACAUGUGAAAGAUCAUGAUACAGAGUCUUGCGUGUGUGAUAUCUGUGGCUCUUCUUAUCCCAGCAAAAGCUCGCUGUACUUCCAUAAGCAUUACAAACACAAGACGAAGGUGAAGAAGUUCCCCUGUCAGACAUGUAAGAAGAAGUUCAAGACGCAGAAGAAUUUAGAUAACCAUAUGGAGCUGCACAAGAUUAAAUACGUUUGUGAACAAUGCGGGAUGGAAUUUAAGACGAAAUAUGGCCUCACCAAGCAUCUGAGGACUCAUUCCGGGGAGAAGUCUUAUUUGUGCGCGAUUUGUGGGAAAACUUUUGGAUGUCUCAGCUCACAGAAGAUUCAUCUGUUGACGCACGUUGGCGAAAGGCCUUACGUAUGCGACAUUUGUGGUCAGAGUUUUACCCAGAGGUCACCCAUGAUGUUGCAUCGCAGAAAGCACCCUGGGGUGCACCCACCACCUCCUCCGAUUAAAAUAACAAACCUGUUACAUGGUGUACAAGACAAAAUAAUCGUGAACAAAAGUAGCAAGUAA